Fonsecaea multimorphosa CBS 102226 is the source of this 279-nucleotide messenger RNA. RefSeq lists its product as uncharacterized. The transcript has 2 exons. The record is from RefSeq and is a predicted model, not a curated record. The coding region runs from base 1 to 279 and encodes 92 amino acids. Lineage: Eukaryota; Fungi; Ascomycota; Eurotiomycetes; Chaetothyriales; Herpotrichiellaceae.
AUGGCGGCAGCACCCAGUACACGUCUCGCAGAUGACAAGAGCACCCACAAGAGCAUGGCUGUCUCGUGCACGGGAGUUGAUGAUGCUGGUGCAGCUGGGGUGGGCGGUGCAGAUUUCGCCACGGCUGGCGUGGCCAGCGCUCUUCUUCGCUUUACCAACUCUCCACCCCAGAGCGAUCCAUGGCACCCCCAGCGGGCUGAUCCAAGGCACCUCAACCAUCUUAUUGCCGAAGUCGACGGUAUCCUGUCAGCAAUCAAGGAGCCGGGCGCAAGGUACUGA